Molecule: messenger RNA, 1262 nt
Organism: Musa acuminata subsp. malaccensis (wild Malaysian banana)
Lineage: Eukaryota; Viridiplantae; Streptophyta; Magnoliopsida; Zingiberales; Musaceae
Product: ribonucleoside-diphosphate reductase small chain
Biological process (GO): deoxyribonucleotide biosynthetic process
Molecular function (GO): oxidoreductase activity
Source: RefSeq, a predicted model, not a curated record
AAUUUAAACCACCUUCCCCUUUUUCCCUUUGUCGACCGAUGAUGGCGCCGCCGCCAUCAGCCCAGGAGGGAAGAGGAAGAGGAGGAAUGGAGGAGUCAGAGCCGUUGCUGGCGGAGAACCCGGACCGUUUCUGCAUGUUCCCUAUCACCUACCCCUCCAUCUGGGAGUUCUACAAGAAGGCGGUGGCCUCGUUCUGGACGGCGGAGGAGGUGGACCUGUCGCCGGACCUCUCCCACUGGCAACACCGUCUCACCCCCGACGAGCGCCGCUUUGUCUCCCACGUCCUCGCCUUCUUCGCCGCCUCCGAUGGCAUCGUCAUCGAGAACCUCGCCGCGCGCUUCAUGCGCGACGUCCAGCUCCCCGAGGCCCGCGCCUUCUACGGCUUCCAGAUCGCCAUCGAGAACAUCCACUCCGAGAUGUACUCCCUCCUCCUCGACACCUACGUCAAGGACCCCGACGACAAGUAUCGCCUCUUCCACGCCAUCGAUACCGUCCCCGCCGUCGCCCGAAAGGCCGACUGGGCCCUUCGCUGGAUCGAUUCCUCCGGCUCCUUCGCCGAGCGCCUCGUUGCCUUCGCCUGCGUCGAGGGCAUCUUCUUCUCCGGUUCCUUCUGCGCUAUCUUCUGGCUCAAGAAACGCGGCCUCAUGCCCGGCCUCACCUUCUCCAACGAACUCAUCUCCCGCGACGAGGGCCUCCACUGCGACUUCGCCUGCCUCCUCUACAGCCUCCUCCGCAACAAGCUGUCCGAGGAAGCGGUCCGGGCAAUCGUUGCGGACGCUGUUGACAUCGAGCGGGAGUUCGUCUGCGACGCACUCCCUGUCGCUCUCGUCGGGAUGAACGUUGAUCUCAUGAGCCAGUACAUCGAGUUCGUGGCCGACCGCCUGCUCGGGGCGCUGGGCCACGGCAAGAUGUACCGGGCGGCCAACCCCUUCGACUGGAUGGAGCUCAUCUCGCUGCAGGGUAAGGCCAACUUCUUCGAGAAGAGGGUGGGCGAGUACCAGAAGGCCUCCGUGAUGUCGAGCUUGAACGGGACCGGAGCCAUCCAUGUCUUCAAGCUUGAUGAGGAUUUCUGAAGGUAUCCCAUCUCUCAGCUGUUUGCUUAUUAUCAUAUGCGUAGGGGUUAGCUUAUUCCAUGGACUGAUUUGGAGCACUUGUCAUCUUUCUUCUCGAGCGCCAUGUGCUCGGGGAAAUGCCUAGGCGGGACUGUUUUAUGGUUCUGUCCAUGUGUGACAUGUUUGAAGAAAUGCCUAUACGGGUUCUUU